Messenger RNA from Diaporthe amygdali, 1572 nucleotides. RefSeq lists its product as uncharacterized. The transcript is spliced from 5 exons. NCBI's taxonomy places the organism in Eukaryota, Fungi, Ascomycota, Sordariomycetes, Diaporthales, Diaporthaceae. Bases 1 to 1572 code for a protein of 523 amino acids. Gene Ontology annotation, cellular component: membrane. Gene Ontology annotation, biological process: transmembrane transport. The record is from RefSeq and is a predicted model, not a curated record. Gene Ontology annotation, molecular function: transmembrane transporter activity.
AUGGAAAACACGGAGAAAUACCACGGCGCCGCUGCGGUUGAGCCAAUCAACCAAGAUUCCAGCAGUGACAGCACCGACGAGAAGACAGGGACUGCCGAGGACCGUGCCGAUAUGUUCCGCAUGGGCAAGGUCCAGGAGCUCAGGCGAAAUUUCCGUUUUACAUCAAUUUUGGCGUUUACUAUGAUUUUGGUGGCGUCCUGGGAAUGUACACUGGUACUUGCCAGCAUCAGUCUGGUGAAUGGUGGAACUGCUGGUUAUAUAUGGAUCUUCUUCAUAUCCUGGAUGGGAUUCAUACUUGUCAAUCUUUCAAUGGCGGAAAUGGCGUCUAUGGCUCCAACAACUGGCGGACAGUACCACUGGAUAUCUGAAUUUUCUCCGCGAAAAUAUCAGAAAUUUCUCAGUUACCUGAUGGGUUGGCUCUGCGUUCUAGGCUGGCAGACAGGAUGCGCCAGCACUUCCUUCAUGGUAGGAACAAUGGUGCAGGGUCUAAUUGCACUCAAUCAUCCGGACACGUACGUACACGAGGGGUGGCAUGGCACGCUACUCACAAUAGCCGCUGCUGCCUUUGCGGCAUUCUUCAAUACCUUCCUCGCGAGACACCUCCCAGCUAUCGAGUCCGGUCUGUUGGUGAUCCAUGUCUUCGCCUUCUUUGGCAUUCUUGCGACACUCUGGGCUAUGUCACCGAUAGCCGAUGCAGCUGUGUUCACUCAAUUCAACGAUGGUGGAGGCUGGGGUAGUCUUGGUGUGAGCACUCUUGCAGGGAUCACAUCAGGUGUCCUGCCUCUGCUGGGUGCUGAUGCUGCGGCGCAUAUGUCUGAAGAACUACAAAGCGCCAGCAAAACCAUCCCCCGUUCUAUGAUUCUCUCGACGGUGGUCAACGGACUCCUAGGUUGGAUCAUGGUCAUUACCUUUGCCUUUUGUCUCGGGAAUGUCGACGAUAUACUGGCAUCGCCAACAGGCUAUCCAUUCAUGGCUGUAUUCUACAACUCUACCAAGUCGACGGCUUCAGCGACGAUCAUGUCUGUUUUCAUUCUGAUAAUGAUAGCAGCCUCCAACCUAUCUGUCGUAGCCACGGCCUCGAGGCAGCUCUUUGCCUUCGCUAGGGACGAAGGCCUACCCUUCCCCACGUGGUUCGCAAGAGUAUCUCGCAAUGAUCUCCCGAUGAACGCGAUCGUGGUGACGUUUAUCACGUCUACGCUGCUGUCUUUCAUCAACAUUGGCUCGGCCACGGCUCUCAACUCCAUCACGUCUCUUUGCACAAAUGCCCUGCUCUCGAGCUAUAUCUGCUCUAUAGGUUGCAUGAUCUGGCGCCGUUGGACUGGCGCCCCUCUGCUUCCAAGCCAUUUUAGUCUUGGCCGCUGGGGACUGGCCAUCAAUAUUGCUUCGGAGGUCUUCUUGAUCUUCUCGUUCAUAUUUGCCUUCUUCCCUGUGUCGCCAAGUCCUGAUGCAGCAAUCAUGAAUUGGAACAUCCUCAUGUACGGUGUGGUGAUUAUCGGGUCGGUUUUGUAUUACUUCUUGAAGGGGCGACAUCACUACGUGGGCCCCGUCGAGUAUGUGAGAAAGUUGGAUUGA